AACAGUGGCUGUCAGAAUGUGCUGUGCUGUCCAUUCCUGGGUGCACGGGGUGCGAGGGCUCGCCCAGCUCUCCCUCUACACAUCCAAACCAGCGCUGGUUUCAUCUGUGGAUCCCUCCUAUCCACCACCCUCUGCUUAUCUGUCUAUCUCCUCUACCUUUCUGUGUGAAGAGUCAGGACCUCCAGUGUCCUGCCCGCUACAAGUUCUAUAGACAGCAGAUCACAAGGAGAGAAGAGAGGAUACAGACAAAGGGGAGGAAACAGGGGGAGAGACAAGGGAACAGAAUGAGAGAAGCAGAAAAGGAAGGAGAAGCGCUCAAUCCAUACACAUUCUUCUAUGGCACACGCAAAUCCUGACUGUGCACGUGAAUGAAUCUGCAUAGAAAAGACGCCGACGCACGACUGCCUUGCAAGGUGUAGGAUUGGCUUCUAAGAACAGGAUCUGAGAUACCCAUCCAGUAAAAUGGACUGUGUGAUUGGAAGCUCUCUCGUGUGGUUUUCCGUCCUCUUACACUGUAUCCUGACUCCGCUUUCAGUAUCUCCGACUCCACAGACCCAGAAAUUAGAAGGCCAGGCCUGGAUGGAUAUAUUUAACAGGAGUAAGUGCCAGCCUCGAUGGGUCCUUCUUAAUCUGCUCAAUGAGUUUCCACAGUUUUCAGACUUUCUCUUCAAGCCGCCAUGUGUGUCAGUCCAGCGCUGUGCGGGGUGCUGCCUGGACGAAGCUCAAAGCUGCUUCCCCAUACAGGCACAUAUCAUCAAAAUGCAGGUUCAGGUUCAUAAAACCAAAUCUGAUCCGGAGUACACAGAAAUCUCUGUUAUUCAACACACGGAGUGUGAGUGCAGGGUGAAGGCAUCAUUGCAGCUGUUGGACAGAAGGUUGAACCUGGCUGCUGUAUUUAAUCAGGAUAGAUUGGAAAGACCCCAUGUCAAUACCACCCUGAAGGCUAGCAGGCUCUCUUCCACUUCAGGUGACAAAAAAGCUAAGAAAAGGAGGCGGAAAGGGAAAAAGGGGAAAGGAGCCUCUAAAAAUGCCAGGUCUACAUGUCCACCAUGCGGCCGACGAAGAACUUUAAAUCCUAAAAACUGCAAAUGUGUCUGUGACUUUAAUGAAAAACGGUGUAUCCAACGAGGACUUACACUUAAUAAAGAGCGUUGCAGGUGUGAAAAGCCAAGAAGCUGACAGUCACCGGGGCAAACACAACAGUUACAGGUUCAAUGGUUUACUGUGCAAAGCCAGAUCCUGUGUCAGUGCUUGACACCUUGCUAGUAAAGAUAGCGGCUGGAGAAUAUCACCCACUGAAUAUCAUGGCUACAGUUCUGGCAGCCUCCUUCAUGAUACAUGUACAGUUCGACUGGUGUACUACUUGGUUGAUGUAUAAAAGGUGGACUUGCUGAAUAGUGACCUCAGGAUUUGCACACAAAAGCAAAGGCAAUGCAUUACAUUCAGAUGACAGCCUGUCAAAUAAAUCUACCAUGAUGUAUUUUACAAUAAUGUUGAUAAGACAACCAUUCAAUGGGUUGUCCGGGUUCAGAGCUGAACCUGGACAUAUCCCCAUUUUCACCCAGGCA
Bufo bufo (common toad) is the source of this 1568-nucleotide messenger RNA. RefSeq names its product vascular endothelial growth factor A-like. The record is from RefSeq and is a predicted model, not a curated record. The transcript is spliced from 10 exons. Bases 463 to 1179 code for a protein of 238 amino acids. Gene Ontology annotation, biological process: induction of positive chemotaxis; vascular endothelial growth factor receptor signaling pathway; positive regulation of endothelial cell proliferation. Gene Ontology annotation, molecular function: heparin binding; growth factor activity; vascular endothelial growth factor receptor 1 binding. Gene Ontology annotation, cellular component: membrane. NCBI's taxonomy places the organism in Eukaryota, Metazoa, Chordata, Amphibia, Anura, Bufonidae.